UAAUGUAAUUUUGUAAACUUCGGGAGAUACCAACUAGGCAUUAGCUGUUGAAGUUGUCGCGAAUUCUAUAUGAGGCACUACUUUUGAACGUCCGUCCAUUACGGGGAAAAAGCCCAGAAAAAUGAAGAGAGCAGAAUAUUAUUGGGGUGGUAGUAGUUUUCUUAAGCCAAAAGGUAUCCAAUCCAUGUCAUCGUGGUUGACCCUACUCUGCCUCUGCCCCUUUUGCCUAUGUGCUUAUUCUGGAAAGGAGAAGCCUUCGGCUUACGAAGCUCUUGAGCAAUACGACUUUCCUGUGGGUCUUCUUCCACAGGGUGCAACCGGCUAUGAUUUGAAGCCCAACACCGGUGAGUUCUCGGCUCAUCUAAAUGGCACCUGCAGCUUUUGGCUGACGAAUUUAUACAAGCUGAGGUACAAGUCCACCAUAUCCGGAGUGAUAUCGAAGGAUCGGCUCACCAAACUCAGAGGUGUUAGCGUUGAAGUGCUGAAGCUGUCGUUGAAGAUAGUGGAGGUAAGACGGAAUGGGGAAGAUCUUGAGUUCUCGGUUGGUAUCACCUCCGCCAAGUUUCCGGUCCGUGAUUUUGAGGUGUCUCCCCGGUGUGGAUGUGGGUUUAAAUGUGUUACAGGUGGUGGUGAUUGGAAAAAUAACUGGUAUCUGUCUUCGUCUUUACACUACUGACUUGUUAGGGGAGAUUUUCACUUCAAAGUUAAAUCAUCACUUUUUUACAGUCCAUUCGGAUUUGAAUUAGCAAAAGAGUCUGCAAUGAAAGCAAAUAGGUAAUGAGUAUUUGUUGCCGCGCCGGGGCGGGCAUCCUGUAUAUUCUAUACAGUCCAUCACUUUGUUAAAAAUACCGGCGACUGUGCAAUUUGUGGCUUGUGUGGGAUUACCGGUGGUGGAACUUGAAACCCAAGCCCAAGCCCAAGCCCAAGCCCAGGGAGUCCGGAUUGCGUCCGUAGAAGUUCAGUCUGACACUUGAGAACGGGACCCAACAACAAUCAAUCCUAAAUAUUCAUUUCCUGA
Molecule: messenger RNA, 1018 nt
Organism: Coffea eugenioides
Lineage: Eukaryota; Viridiplantae; Streptophyta; Magnoliopsida; Gentianales; Rubiaceae
Exons: 1
Coding region: 122-676 (184 amino acids)
Source: RefSeq, a predicted model, not a curated record